Messenger RNA from Prionailurus viverrinus (fishing cat), 1529 nucleotides. It is a transcript of the gene TIGAR, whose product is annotated as TP53 induced glycolysis regulatory phosphatase. The record is from RefSeq and is a predicted model, not a curated record. Gene Ontology annotation, molecular function: fructose-2,6-bisphosphate 2-phosphatase activity. The coding region runs from base 219 to 1031 and encodes 270 amino acids. Gene Ontology annotation, biological process: fructose 1,6-bisphosphate metabolic process; negative regulation of glycolytic process; negative regulation of programmed cell death. The transcript has 6 exons. Lineage: Eukaryota; Metazoa; Chordata; Mammalia; Carnivora; Felidae. Gene Ontology annotation, cellular component: cytosol.
CCGCCGCCCUGUCGGCCUCUCGCCGCCCUGAUUGGCGCUCCUGGAAUGACGUAGACGGCCGCCUAGUCCUAUGGUGGCGGAGCCGGCCGGCCGGCCGGGUUUGGCGGAAGUGGUGUGGGCGAGGUGUCCCGCAGUGCGGAGAAGCCUCGCGCCGGAGGGUGCUGGGCACGCGAGCUGCGCUGGGGCCAUCACUUCCCCUCCCUCCGGGCGCCCGGAAGAUGACCCGCUUCGCGCUGACCGUUGUGCGGCAUGGAGAAACAAGAUUUAACAAGGAGAAAAUAAUUCAAGGACAAGGAGUAGACGAGCCUCUUUCGGAAACUGGAUUUAAACAAGCAGCUGCUGCUGGCAUAUUUCUUAAUAAUGUGAAAUUUACUCAUGUUUUCUCCAGUGACCUCACAAGGACAAGGCAGACUGUGCAUGGGAUAUUGGAGAAGAGCAAAGUUUGCAAAGAUAUGACAGUAAAGUAUGAUUCAAGGCUUCGAGAAAGAAAAUACGGGGUUGCAGAAGGCAGGGCACUAAGUGAGCUAAGGGCGAUGGCCAAAGCAGCUGGGGAAGAAUGCCCUGUGUUUACACCACCUGGAGGAGAGACAUUAGACCAGGUAAAAAUGCGUGGAAAAGACUUUUUUGAUAUUCUUUGUCAGCUGAUUCUGCAGGAGGCAGGUGAAAAUGAACAGUUUUCCCGAGGAGCUCCAAGCAACUGUCUGGAAACUUCUCUGGCAGAGAUAUUUCCCUUAGGAAAAAACUGUCCCUCUGAAUCUAAUUCAGACAGCAGUGCUCCAGGAUUAGUCGCCAGUGUCUUAGUUGUGAGUCAUGGUGCUUACAUGAAAAGCCUGUUUAAUUAUUUUCUGACUGACCUUAAGUGUUCCUUACCCACAAGUCUGAACAAAUCCGAAUUUAUGUCAGUCAGUCCCAAUACAGGGAUUAGUCUCUUUAUCAUAAACUUUGAGAAGGGACAAGAAGGGAAGCCAACAGUUCAGUGUGUUUGCAUGUACCUACAGGAUCAUCUCAGUGGAAUGACUGAAACUUGCUAAAUUUAAGUCUACAUCAAAAUCGAGCAGUUUUGAACCUCUGAGGGAGUGCCUUUGGCUUUAUUUCCAUCCUCUGCUAGUGCUGAUUUGGAAACCGUUAAAAAGCUAUGACCGCAGGUUAUGAAGUUUGACUGGAAUCGUGGCCACAGAGAACACUAAGGGAAGAAACCAUUUAGGACUGACUUAUUUUGUCUUGAGUACAGUCGUCAUUUUCCAAAGUAAUUUUACCACCCUGUUCAGUUACGUCUCUGGAUUGUUUAUGGAUCAACCAAUUCGGUAUUGCAAAUUGAGGUAUUAAUGACCUUGUUACUAUGGUUUUUUGUUUUUGUUUUAUGUUGAUUUUUUUGAUAUCUGAAAAAAUCUAGCCUGUUUUGUUGGCUCUUGGUAAGAUACUGUAUGUUUUUUACUAUCUCGUUCACUGCUUGAAAGAAGGAACUAUUUAUAAUUCCCACUGCAUAUUUAUAGUGAGAACACACUGUAUUUUAAGUCUUUAAAUUAAAA